Messenger RNA from Drosophila obscura, 2680 nucleotides. RefSeq names its product cGMP-dependent protein kinase, isozyme 1 (gene Pkg21D). Gene Ontology annotation, biological process: protein phosphorylation. Gene Ontology annotation, molecular function: cGMP-dependent protein kinase activity; ATP binding. The record is from RefSeq and is a predicted model, not a curated record. Lineage: Eukaryota; Metazoa; Arthropoda; Insecta; Diptera; Drosophilidae. The coding region runs from base 212 to 2602 and encodes 796 amino acids. The transcript is spliced from 4 exons.
GAUUCAAAGCGAGGCGAACCUCUGAACGGUACGGAACGGAAUAAUACGAAACAGCACGGGGCACCACGAAUCAUCAUUGGGCUGCCGUCUGAAUGGGAUACCCCGCAGAAGCGCCUACACACACAGACAGAGCCACAGACAGAGACCUCUGACUAACCUUGUUCCGCUGCAUUAUUGCUGCUGCUGCUUCUGCUGCUGCUGCUGCUGACCCAUGGCCCGGGUAAUGGACGAUCGGGAGCGCGAGGCGAUUGUCCAGACUCUGCAUAAGGAUGUGCAGGCGCUCAAGGAGAUGGUGCGCAAUCGGGAGAGCGAACUGGUCAAGCUGCACCGCGAAAUACACAAACUAAAGAGCGUGCUCCAGCAGACCACCAACCAUCUGAAUGUCACCAGAAAUGAGCGGAAUGAGCGGAACGAGCGGCAGCAGCAGCAGUCCCCCCCAAAGACGAAGCUCUACUCCCUGCCCGAGCAAUGUGGCGAGCUGAACAGCACCAGCAGCAAGGUGAAUCCUCAUCUGUGCACCUCCUGUGGCAUGGUGCUGCCCAGCAAUCCAGAGUUUGCCAUGGAGGCGCUCUCCCUGGGUCCGGCAACAGGCACAGCUGUCACAGAGGCGGCGACAGCAGCGCCCGAGCUGCGACCCAAGCCACUGCCGGCGGCCAUCAAGAAGCAGGGCGUCUCCGCCGAGAGCUGCGUCCAGUCCAUGCAGCAGUCGUACAGCGCACCAAUUCCCAAAUACGAAAAGGAUUUCAGGUGGGUCCAAUAUACACUUUCAUUUCCGCCUCCUACUAAGCAACGAACUUCACUUUCUUACAGCGAUAAGCAACAGAUCAAAGAUGCCAUCAUGGACAAUGAUUUCCUGAAGAACAUCGACGCCUCGCAGGUGCGCGAGCUGGUCGAUUCGAUGUACUCCAAGAGCAUAGCGGCCGGGGAGUUUGUCAUACGCGAGGGCGAGGUGGGUGCCCACCUGUACGUGUCCGCCGGCGGGGAGUUUGCGGUGAUGCAGAACGGCAAGGUGCUGGACAAGAUGGGGCCGGGCAAGGCCUUCGGGGAGCUGGCCAUUCUCUACAAUUGCACGCGCACCGCCUCCAUCCGGGUGCUGAGCGAGUCUCGUGUGUGGGUGCUGGACCGGCGCGUCUUCCAGCAGAUUAUGAUGCGCACGGGCCUGCAGCGGAUCGAGAACAGCGUCAAUUUCCUGCGCUCGGUGCCGCUGCUGCGGAAUCUCAGCGAGGAGCUGCUGGCCAAGAUCGCCGAUGUCCUCGAGCUGGAGUUCUAUGCCGCUGGCACGUACAUCAUUCGGCAGGGCACAGCCGGCGACAGCUUCUUCCUCAUCUCGCAGGGCAAUGUCCGGGUGACGCAGAAGCUGACGCCCAACGCGCUGGAGGAGACGGAGCUGCGCACACUCGCCCGCGGCGACUACUUCGGGGAACAGGCGCUCAUCAACGAGGACAAGCGCACGGCGAACAUUAUAGCCCUGUCGCCCGGCGUGGAGUGCCUGUCGCUGGACAGGGACUCGUUCAAGCGGCUGAUUGGCGAUCUGUGCGAGCUCAAGGAGAAGGACUACGGCGACGAGAGUCGCAUGCUGGCCAUGAAGGCGGCCGCGCACAGCGACGAGGUGCUCGGCGCACAUGCCCAGCAGCAGGAGUUCCCCGAUUUGCGGCUGACGGAUCUCGAGGUGGUCAGCACACUGGGCAUCGGUGGCUUUGGGCGCGUGGAACUGGUCAAGGCGCACCACCAGGGCCGCGUCGACACCUUUGCCCUGAAGUGCCUGAAGAAGCGGCACAUUGUGGACACCAAGCAGGAGGAGCACAUCUUCAGCGAGCGCACCAUCAUGCUCAGCUCCCACUGUCCGUUCAUCUGUCGCCUGCAUCGCACCUUCCGGGACGAGAAGUACGUCUACAUGCUGCUGGAGGCGUGCAUGGGCGGCGAGAUCUGGACAAUGCUGCGCGACCGCGGCUCCUUCGAGGACAAUGCCGCUCAGUUCAUCAUUGGCUGUGUGCUGCAGGCCUUCGAGUAUCUGCACGCACGCGGCAUCAUCUAUCGCGACCUCAAGCCCGAGAAUCUGAUGCUGGACGAGCGCGGCUACGUGAAGCUGGUGGACUUUGGCUUUGCCAAGCACAUUGGCACCAGCGCCAAGACGUGGACGUUCUGCGGCACGCCCGAGUACGUGGCGCCCGAGAUUAUCCUGAACAAGGGCCACGAUCGUGCCGUGGAUUACUGGGCGCUGGGCAUCCUCAUCCACGAGCUGCUGAAUGGAACUCCUCCUUUUAGUGCCCCGGAUCCCAUGCAGACGUACAACCUCAUUCUCAAGGGCAUUGACAUGAUCGACUUCCCCAAGCACACGUCCCGCUGGGCGGUGCAGCUCAUUAAGCGGCUCUGCCGCGACGUGCCCUCGGAGCGGCUGGGCUACCAGACGGGCGGCAUACAGGACAUCAAGAAGCACAAAUGGUUCCUUGGCUUUGACUGGGAUGGCCUGGCCAGCCAGCUGCUGAUACCGCCCUUUGUGCGGCCCAUUGCCCAUGCCACGGAUGUGCGCUACUUCGAUCGUUUCCCCUGUGACCCCAUUGAGCCGCCGGACGAGCUCUCCGGCUGGGAUGCUGACUUCUAGCCCAAGACACUUUGUUGACCCAUGGACUCUGGCAAUUAAAGCUUUAGGUAGAUGCGAAUCACGUCUCCAUGAUUAUGU